Messenger RNA from Gongylonema pulchrum, 222 nucleotides. The record is from the annotation of a GenBank genome assembly. NCBI's taxonomy places the organism in Eukaryota, Metazoa, Nematoda, Chromadorea, Rhabditida, Gongylonematidae.
AUGGGUGGUGACGAAAGCGGCAAGGCACCGGGUGGUAUGCUAUGUGGAAACAGGUUUCCGUGCUCAUUGGGGAAGACUUCGAAAAUGAGCUCAACUCUCGUUUCGAAGGAGGAGGGCGAGGUGAAGAAGUUGACUGCAAAUACGAACUCUUCUGCACUCCGUUAUUUGGUAGAGGGCGACAGCGCUGCCAUUACUCAUACCACUCCAUCACCACAUAACUAA